GAUCGAAUUUUUCCAACAUGAAAACUUUACUAAAACUGCAGAUUCUGAAAUCUUUCUGGAUACCCGGUCAGCCUCAGCGGUCAUUUCACAGACAUCACCGGGUCCUCAGCUCUCCCAUAUUUGCACAAUAUGAAGCCGUAAGCCGUGGAGAGCAACAGCUACCUGAGUAUUUUAACUUUGCAAGCGAUGUACUGGAUAAAUGGUCACAAAUGGAAAAGGAUGGAAAGAGAGCUUCCAAUCCAGCCCUGUGGUGGAUCAAUGGAAGAGGCGGAGAAGUGAGAUGGAACUUUGAGGAGCUGAGUAUCCUGUCCAAGAAAGUGGCCAAUAUACUCUCAGACCGUUGUGGCCUCCGUAGGGGAGACAGGAUUCUGGUUGUUCUUCCCCGGAUCCCGGAAUGGUGGUUGUUGACCGUGGCUUGCAUAAGGACAGGAAUCAUCCUUAUCCCCGGAAUAUCCCAGCUGACAGCUAAAGACAUUCAGUACCGACUUCAGGCUUCCAAGGCCAAAUGCGUCAUCACCACAGAUGCUUUAGCGCCUGCGGUGGAUGCCAUUGCAGACCAGUGUCGCUCCCUGCAAACUAAAAUGAUGGUAUCGUCGGAGGAAGGCAAGAGGGACGGGUGGCUGAGCUUCAAUGGACUGUUCAAAGAGGCACCUGCUGACCACACUUGUGUGAAAACAAAGCUGCAAGAUCCAAUGAUUAUUUACUUCACCAGUGGAACCUCAGGUGCUCCGAAAAUGGCGGAGCAUUCCCAAGGCAGCUUUGGCUUCAGGCCGAUCAUCAACAAAAGAUACUGGUUGGAUCUAACCCCGUCAGAUGUUAUGUGGUGCACUGUGGACACAGGCUGGGUGGUGGCUUCCCUGGGAUCUGUUUUUGGUCCGUGGGUUUCUGGGUCAUGCGUCUUUGUACAUAACCUGCCACAAGCAGAACCAACAACCAUCCCAAAUACUCUUUCCCGAUUUCCCAUCACCACCUUCCUGGCUAUUCCGACCGUGUUCCGCAUAUUGGUGAAGAACGACCUUGCCAGUUAUAAGUUCAUGAGCCUGAAACACUGCAUAAGUGGAGGGGAACCAGUGAAACCUGAAGUGAUGGAACAGUGGAAAAACAAGACAGGGCUGGACAUCUACGAAGUGUAUGGACAGACAGAAACAGGUAUCAUUUGUUCGGUUCUCAAAGGGAUGAAGGUGAUUCCCGGUUCAAUGGGGAAGGCGUCUCCACCGUACGACGUUCAGAUCAUAGAUGAAGAAACAAACGUUCUGCCUCCUGGACAAGAAGGAGAAAUAGCAAUCAGAGUGAAGCCCAAAAGACCACUUGGCCUGUUCUCUCGCUACAUAGAUAACCCAGGGAAAACAGCUGCAACAGAACGAGGGGAUUUUUACGUGACUGGGGACCAAGGAGUGAUGGAUAAAGAAGGAUACAUUUGGUUUAUUGGAAGAGAAGAUGAUAUCAUCAAUUCUUCAGGGUAUCGCAUCGGACCUUUUGAUGUAGAAAGUGUACUUUUAGAACAUCCAGCAGUUGCAGAAGCCGCUGUGGUCAGCAGUCCAGACCCACUCAGAAAAGAGGUGGUGAAGGCAUUUGUGGUCUUGUCUCCAGACUAUGCAUUACAAAACAAAGAAAAAUUAACCCUUGAGCUGCAGGAAUAUGUCAAGAAAGUGACUGCUCCAUACAAAUACCCAAGGAAGAUGGAGUUUGUCCAAGAGCUACCAAAGACAGCCAUAGGGAAAAUCAAAAGGAAUGUCUUGAGGGACAGAGAAUGGGGAUGGAUCUAACACGAUAAGGGAAUCUGCAUGACCGCCAGCUUCUUCAACUCCAUGGACAUCCUUCAAGGGCUGCUGAGAUCAGGAUGACAUAUUUCUUGGUUGGACUUUAAACAUUCAGAUUAAAGCUGGUGGAGAUUAUACAUUAAAAGGAAGGACAGAGGGCCAUGAGUUUGAUAUAUACUGAAUAGGAAUCAGGACGUGAAC
Elgaria multicarinata webbii is the source of this 1961-nucleotide messenger RNA. RefSeq names its product acyl-coenzyme A synthetase ACSM4, mitochondrial-like. The transcript has 13 exons. Gene Ontology annotation, cellular component: mitochondrial matrix. NCBI's taxonomy places the organism in Eukaryota, Metazoa, Chordata, Lepidosauria, Squamata, Anguidae. The coding region runs from base 18 to 1766 and encodes 582 amino acids. The record is from RefSeq and is a predicted model, not a curated record. Gene Ontology annotation, molecular function: fatty-acyl-CoA synthase activity; fatty acid ligase activity. Gene Ontology annotation, biological process: acyl-CoA metabolic process; fatty acid biosynthetic process.